AAAUAUUUUGUAUUAAAGAUGGAGAAAGAAAAUGCCGUCCAAGCGGUAGUUGUAAUGGAUAUAUUUAAUAAUAACUUUGAUCCUAUAACAAAAUACAAACCAAUGGGCUUAUUUACGGUCGCUGGAGUUCCUCUGGUAAACUACGUCCUUGAAUCUCUGGCUUUGGGAGGAGUUGACGAAGUGAUAUUAUUUUGUUGCAACGAUGGAGUUAAAAUCAAGGAGCACUUAAGGAAAGCGAAAGAGCAGAGAGCACCAUGGAGUCUAACUCUAGACGCACAGGUGCUGAUGUCGGACACUUGCCAAACCAUGGGCGAUGUGAUGCGAGAGAUAGAUGCUGCUGGUCUGAUCCGAGGGUACUUUGUGUUGAUGUCCAUCAACAGUAUCGCUAAUAUACCUUAUGCUUCUAUGCUGGAGCAACAUAAAACAUUAUGCAAGAAAGACAAAGGAGCAGCCAUGACUCUGGUCUACAAGAAAGUGUCUUGGGAGCACCCUCUCAUUGGUACAGACAAACCCAUAUUUUUAGCAGCUGAUGGAAAUACACGAAAAGUACUGAUUCACAAGAAAUACAAACCCAAGUCUAAGGAUAAAACUAUCACACUGCCUUUGGAAAGUGUCCUCAGCCAUUCUGAAGUAAAACUGCACCACAACUUGCUCGAUGCUAACAUAGCGCUGUGCUCACCGUCUGUGCCUCCGCUGUUCUCAGACAACUUCGAUUUUCAAACCAGGGACGACUUCAUCAAUGGCAUACUCAUCAAUGAGGAGAUACUGGCCAGUUCGUUGUACUACGUGCUUUUGAAGGACAAUAUGUAUGCUACCACUGUGACUAACUGGAGGACAUUUAAAAUUAUAAGUCGCGACAUUAUCCACCACUGGGCGCUGCCGUUAUCUAUAGAGAGUGGUUCUCUGUACCAAGACAACUACGAAUUCAUGGGUAACCACAAUUUUUGCAACAAGACUGCUACUUUGAGUAGGUCCUGCAGUGUCCAAGAAGACGUUUUAAUAGGAGCCAAUACCAAAAUCAACGACAACACAGUCAUAAACAAAUCCGUCAUCGGUAGCAAUUGCGUCAUAGGCAAAAACGUGACAAUCUCCGGCAGCCAUAUUGGAAACCAGACAGUCAUAAAUAACUGUAAAAUCAUCAACAGUUUUAUUGAUGAGAAUUGUGUAGUUGAGAAUGAUUGUGAGUUAGAAAAUGGGACGAUUCUCACUGCAAAUGUGAAGUUGUCUAGGGGAACUAAGUGUAAGGGGUCAGUGGUGGAAGAAGGCUUGGAUUCAAAUGAGCAUAAACUCGCAAAAUCUACAUCAGAAAGUGGAACGGAAUGGGAGAACGAGUCAACGGGAAGCGAGGAGGACGAAGCGAUAGGCUUCGAGAAAACUUGGAGCGACAGCGAAUCAUGCUACUCUUCGGACAGCAGUGCGGAAUCUUCGAUACCUGACUCGCCAGUACCUGAUGAUACUAAUAUUUUCCUUCAAGAAGUAAUCGACAGUUUAGCCAGAGGGUACGAUGAGAAACUAAAGUGCGACUACCUGAUUUUGGAAAUCAACUCUUCAAGAUACGCUUAUAACAUUCAGUUGCAUGAAGUAAAUUUCUUCGUAGUACGGGCCCUGCUCAGCCUGCCAGUACUUACGGAUACUAAGAAUGUUGUAGCAGUGGUGAAAGAUAUCAUAAAGUUCUUCAGGCCUGUUUUGGCUAACUAUAUUAAGACUAAAUCUUCGAUCAUGGAUUGUUUGAAAGCUGUUGAAGAAAGUUGUAUCAAAUGCGAAUGGCUCAACGGAAAGGGGGGGCAAGUCAUACAACUGUUAUACGGAGCGGACGUCGUGGACGAGGACUCGCUACUCGAAUGGUACAAUGACCUUCAGGAGAACGAGAGCCCCAUCGCCACGCAGCCCUCGCUGGUCAAGUUCUUUGAGUGGCUACAGGAGGCCGAGAGUGAGGAAUCUGACUGAGGGAACACUUGUUUAACGCCAUGGCUUGCGUGGGCGACGGUCGCGCGAUGGUCGCGCGACGGCGAUGCGACGCAUACGAAAUCAAACCUUAUCAAUAUGGAAGUAUGAGACGCGACGGCGACGGUCGCGCGACCGUCGCCCACGCAAGACACGGCGUAAUGAACAGAUUUAUUGUUAAUAUAAUAUGAUAAAUGUUU
This is a messenger RNA of Leguminivora glycinivorella, 2144 nucleotides long. RefSeq names its product translation initiation factor eIF-2B subunit epsilon (gene eIF2Bepsilon). Gene Ontology annotation, cellular component: eukaryotic translation initiation factor 2B complex. Gene Ontology annotation, molecular function: translation initiation factor binding; translation initiation factor activity; guanyl-nucleotide exchange factor activity. Lineage: Eukaryota; Metazoa; Arthropoda; Insecta; Lepidoptera; Tortricidae. The record is from RefSeq and is a predicted model, not a curated record.